ACGAGAAGAAUCAAAUCAACGCGCCUAAAAAUUGCCGAAGGAUAGAAAAAGGCGCGAAACGGUGCAGGGAGAAACCCUAGCGAAGCUCAUUUCCGAUUCUGUGGGUCGCGCUCGGUGUUCAUGGCAGAAAAUGUGGGCAUGGAAGAAAGGCGACAAAGUGGCUCAGGGGGAGCUGAAGCCGUUCUAGAUCUCCAACCUGGAUGUUCAGUGCCUGUUUCAUACCACCCACUCUUUGGUCCACACGAGGACCUGUUUCUUCUUGAACUUGAUGGCAAACUUCUCCCAGAUUUCUUCCAUCAUAGUGUAACCUUGAGGGGACUCCCUGAUGAGGAUGCGGUUCUCUGCACAAAGUCUAAGACUUAUGCAGUCAAGUUUGUCGGAACCUCUAAUUCCGUGUUCCUUAUCCCUCCGUCCGACUGUUCUGGUUUCCAUGGAGAUUUACAGGAUCCUGUUGCAAAAGAGAAUAGUAAGCCACACGUAUCGAUCAUCAAAGCUGCACCUGGUAAUAUGGAACUUGUUGAGGUUGCUCCUAGACUCGAGAAGCUUAAGCGGCUUCUCUUGGAAAAUCCAUAUCGGGCUUGUGAGGCUUCGGUGAUGGAUGAGCCAGAGCAUAAUGAAGAGAGGGGCAAGGGUUUGUACACGUGGAACAAUUUAGUUAACUUGGUUCAGGCCAGUGAUGACGAGUUACUUAGUGGGCUACAUACUCUUUCAGCUGUGGAGAUUGAUGGUUAUUGGAGGAUUGUAGACGAAAAUUACAUGGAUAUGAUUCUAAGGAUGCUGCUGCACAAUUCUGUACUGAAUGAUUGGUCACUGGAUGCACUUGACGAAGAGGACGUUGUCACUGUGCUUGUAUCAGAUGAAUUUCCCCAUAAGCUUGCCCUUCACUGCUUGCAUAUCUAUGGUACCAAGGUAAAUGAUGGCACGGGUAAAAGCCUUUGGAAGCUGGAACCUAGGCGGGUAUGUCUGCAUUUCGCUAGAAAAGUAUUGGGCGAUGAAAAGAUGAGACUGGAGAAUUUCAUGCAAGAGUGGAGACAGAAGAUUCCCGAAGGGAUGGAAGCGAACUUCGAAAUGUUGGAAGGGGAGGUUUUAACGGAGAAGCUGGGGAUCGAGACUCGGGUUUAUGCAUUCAGUGUACGUUCAUUGCCAUCAACACCAGCAGAGCGUUUCUCUUCGCUCUUUAAGCAUAGACCUAAAUGGGAAUGGAAAGAGUUGGAGCCCUACAUCAGAGAUCUGAACAUUCCGGGGCUUUCGUUAGAAGGCUUGCUUCUUAAAUACACCCGAAGAACGCAGCCUACGGCUGAUGCAGAACCUGUUUUCAGUGCAAGAUAGUCCUCUCAAUCCAGGUUUUGUCGUGUUAUUCGGUUAUAUUUACGAUCAAUGAACUUGCAAAUGCUGUCCGAAUUUUAACAAAAGGAUGCGUCUUUUUCCCCACAAGAAAAAAAUGAGGGAGAGAACCAAUCGGAGCCAAAUUAAAAGUAAGAAAGGCCCAAUGCAAUUAUAAUGGGCCAGGCUUUUGUUGGGCCUUUAGUCCCGGUUUGGUUUCACCAGUUAA
This is a messenger RNA of Tarenaya hassleriana, 1552 nucleotides long. Its product is annotated as sister chromatid cohesion protein DCC1. Gene Ontology annotation, biological process: maintenance of mitotic sister chromatid cohesion; mitotic sister chromatid cohesion. NCBI's taxonomy places the organism in Eukaryota, Viridiplantae, Streptophyta, Magnoliopsida, Brassicales, Cleomaceae. The transcript has 4 exons. The record is from RefSeq and is a predicted model, not a curated record. Bases 121 to 1329 code for a protein of 402 amino acids. Gene Ontology annotation, cellular component: chromatin; Ctf18 RFC-like complex; nucleus.